UACCAGUCGGUAACGUAUUAAGUAGUUUCCACCGCUUUUGUAUAGAUGGCGCAAUUGUCGAAUUUGAACCACUUUUUAAAGGUAAAUAAAUAAAUAUGUUGAAGUGUAUCAGACCGUGUAUAAAUAGUCUAAACACACGGUCAGCAACACUUUUAUGUAAUCAAAAUGACUUACUAAUGCAACAAACCCGGAAUACAUUUAUUUUAAAAAGAAGAUUUCCAGUUCCGUUAAUGAAAAAAGGUCAGCGUUAUCCGAGACUUAAACAUAAACAUUAUCUUUACGAUCUUGUAGAAAAUACAAAUACUAAAAAACAUCCAUUAAUUGACCUAAUUUUAUUGGAUACUGUAAAAGAUGCAGGAGAAAGAGGUGAAUUAAUUAAAGUGAAAAGUUUGACAGCAUAUCACCAUUUUCUGUUACCAAAGUUGGCUGUAUAUGCAACACCUGAAAAUAUUGAAAAAUAUUUAAUUCAAGAUGAAGAUGAGAGAAAGAAAUUUGCUACACAUAGUUCUCAGUUUGUACAAAAUACAAUAAGUUUAUUAUCUGAAUGUUGCUUAAGUGUAACAAUGAAUAUGGAUGUACCGUGGACCAUAGAAAAAUGGCAUGUAAGUGCAAAUUUCCGUAAUGCAGGUUUCAUAGUACCUCAACAUGCAAUAACUCUUCCCGAGAAAGCUAUAUCUGGUCCGGAUUUAUCUGUUGAGAAUAAAGAAUUUUAUGUCACUGUUAAAGUCAAUAAUUGUGAAGAAACUAAAGUUAGAUGUAGAGUACAUCAUUAUACUAAUAAUCCAAGCAAGAAAAUUACUUAUGAAGUACCAUAUUGGCAAUUGCCUAGUGCAGCAAUUUUCCCAGAAGAUGAACCAGUCUUAAAUUCUCUACCAAAAUAUCAAUCAAGUACUAAAACCAAGUUUACUAAGAAAUAAAUGUAUUAUCAUAAAUAAAAUUUGCUAUAAAAGAA
Molecule: messenger RNA, 952 nt
Organism: Osmia lignaria (orchard mason bee)
Lineage: Eukaryota; Metazoa; Arthropoda; Insecta; Hymenoptera; Megachilidae
Gene: mRpL9
Product: mitochondrial ribosomal protein L9
Biological process (GO): translation
Cellular component (GO): ribosome
Molecular function (GO): structural constituent of ribosome
Source: RefSeq, a predicted model, not a curated record